Annulohypoxylon truncatum is the source of this 1749-nucleotide messenger RNA. RefSeq names its product benzoate 4-monooxygenase cytochrome P450. The transcript is spliced from 5 exons. NCBI's taxonomy places the organism in Eukaryota, Fungi, Ascomycota, Sordariomycetes, Xylariales, Hypoxylaceae. The coding region runs from base 1 to 1575 and encodes 524 amino acids. Gene Ontology annotation, molecular function: oxidoreductase activity, acting on paired donors, with incorporation or reduction of molecular oxygen; monooxygenase activity; iron ion binding. The record is from RefSeq and is a predicted model, not a curated record.
AUGGCCUACUUGGUUCUCAUUGUUGAAGUUGCCGUCUUCACGGUAGUGUGCACCAUCCUAGUUUGUACGUAUGUUGCAAUCCGGAGAAUUCUUUUCCACCCAUAUAGCAAAAUCCCCGGUCCAUUCUUCGCCAAAGUCACCAAUGUCUAUUCAGCUUAUCACUCUUGGAGGGGAACUAUGCAUCUUGAUGUGCAAAUUUGCCAUCAAAAAUACGGGGACUUGAUACGGUACGGUCCGAACCAGAUUUUAACGUUAUAUCCUCCAGAUAUGAACGCAAUAUAUGGCCAUGGAAAACCGUUCCGAAAGUCGAAAGGUUAUGAGACUAUGAUACCGAUCCCGGAUGGAUGGAGCACGAUGACAUCAAUCGACAAAACUUUGCAUCACAACCUGCGGAGAGUCUUGAGAUCUGGACUCACUACGGAGUCGCUAGCGCGCUAUGAGCCGGCAAUCCUUCGUAACUUGAAGAUAUAUUUCUCUCAGCUUACUCAGGAGAGAGAUGGAGAGGGCUGGAGCUCCACCGGUGAUAUGAGGAAGUGGAACUUAUGCCUAGGUUUUGAUACUAUGGCAGAGUUCGGCCUGGGGUUGAAGACUAACUUGCUGAGCGGACCCGCGAGAGAUUUCGUGUUUCCUGCUCUGCAUGUACACGAGAAAAAGAUGGGUCUCUGGGAACAGUUGCCAAUUCUCAAUGACUUAGGCAUUGGCAACCUGGUCAGCAUCACCUUCCUCCUUUUUUCACCCCGAGCGAAAUUGUUUGCAAACUGGUACCAGACGUUCUUGGAGGAAGCUAUUGCUACAAAUACUGCCAAAAGCAGCGGGAUCUUCGGUCCCCCAAUCCAAAGCGGGCAGGGACUUCUGGAGAAACCGGGCCACAAUUAUGCACAGAUGAUCGGAGAAGGUUCUUUCAGCACCUUUUCGUCCGCGGACGCCUACGGUAUAAUGAUUUCUGGCUUUCUCCAUUACCUCACCCAGUACCCACAUGUGUACGAGAAGCUCGCUGUCGAGUUGAGGAGUAAGUUCAGGCCGGGCGAAGAAAUAACUUGGGGUCCUAAGCUUGAAUCAAGCGCGUACCUACGCGCAGUAAUCGAUGAAGUCAUGCGAUUACUGCCGCCAGCUUGCGGCGUUCACUGGCGAGAGUGCGAGCGUUCCGGAGUUACUAUCGGCCCUGACGAACUGUCGAUGCCCGUCGGGAGCGAUGUUGGUAUGAGCCUCUUUGCAUUGUUCAGAGAUGGUAGAAUAUUCCGCAAGCCGGUUUUGUUCUGGCCUGAACGAUGGAUUCCAGGCACAUUGCCGGAAGCUGAAUAUAGCCUAGCCAAGAAGAUGUUUACGCCUUUUUCAGUUGGGCCAAGGAACUGUGCCGGAGGCCAUGUUGCAAUUAUGAUGACCAGCAUCGCAUAUACCUACAUUCUAGUCAAUUAUGAGUUCCGAUACGAUCCAGAACAAGAAAAGGCUACCUCAAGUCUUUGGCCUAACAGCUCUAAGGAACCUGGAACGCAAUCAGAGCUAAGGUUUGAAAGUCAUUAUUCGAUUGCUGGAUGGGAAAGCGGCCCUUUCAUUCAAUUUCAAGAACGGAAGUGACUUAGAUUACUGUUCAUGGCUUAUGCUAGGGAAAAUAGGAUAGUGGGUCUCCGGAGCUACUGAAUUUUAAUAGUUGAUGAUUUUCGAGAAUAUGAGGGAAGCUUUUUGCUGAAAUAUUGCAACAUCCAUUCACUUAGUGGAAAGUGAUAGGUAGUCACUUAUGCUGGUACGGUA